Molecule: messenger RNA, 309 nt
Organism: Radiomyces spectabilis
Lineage: Eukaryota; Fungi; Mucoromycota; Mucoromycetes; Mucorales; Radiomycetaceae
Exons: 1
Source: RefSeq, a predicted model, not a curated record
UUUCCGAAUAAUUUCCCCUCUCCUCUAUGUCGCCUAUGUCUCACACAGCCUGAAACUAUGUCUCAUUUCCUCUAUGAUUGCCCCCUCAAAUGGCAAGUCUGGUCUACACUAUGGUCUGAUUUCCUGCUUCUUUCACCCACUUCUUCCGCCGUCCAACAAGCCCUAUACUCGUUCUCCUUUCCGCCCUCACCGCCAAUCCUUCCAAGCUCCACCAUAGUCGCCACCAUUCUCUUAGGUAUAUGGAAAGCCCACUGGCACUUCAUCUUCGACAACACUCCUUUCUCUACCGACACCAUCCGACAAUUUGUU